AUGUGUGAAAAUAUUUGCAAAAAUAAAAAUAAAUAUGUUCAUGGUCUUGGGCCGAUGUUUAUGCCGCAAAGGGGCAACGAUUCCUUGUGUACAACUAUGGAGGAUUACCACGUUUUUGAACCAGGAGCAAAACCAUUUAUAAAAAACAUAAUCCAAGAGACCACAAUCAAUGUGCCAAAAAUUGAGUAUAAGGAAAAAAUAGUCCAAGUGCCCCGAGUUGAAUAUCGACCAUAUCCUGUGGUGAAGGAGGUAGAAACCCCCGUAUAUCAAGAUAGAUAUAAAUAUAAAAAUGUACAAGUCCCACAAAAAAAAUUAAGAGUUAAACCUGUGUACAAAGUAAUAGAUGUGCCACAAUAUAAAUAUGUAGACAAGUUUGUUAAAAAAAAAUAUAAAAGAUUUAAAUAUAUACCUAAAGAAGUACAAAUACCAUUUAGACCAAGAAGAGAAAUAUAUAGUGAAGUUCCAAUCCCUAGAUAUAUACCUCAAUAUAUACAUAAUUCCAUUAGACCAGAAACAUUUAAUACUGAUUACGAUGGGCAGAUACCUCUAUUCGAGGGUUAUAAUGACUGCUUCCUAAACAUGAUGAAUCCAUUUAGUGUAUAUAACAGAAAAGAAAAAAAUAAAUGUAUUUUAAACUGUCUCUGUAAUGGCAAUAAUGAUGACAAAAUGUAUGAAAUGGACCCAGUAUUAUUUACACCAACACCUUAUACAUUUAAUAAUAACAGCAUAAAUGACAUGGGAAAUAAUUUUGAUUUACAUCCUAGCUACUACGAUAUGGUAAGCCAUAGUUAUCCAUUUGUCGUACAUACAAAGGAAAAUGAUUUCUUCACAAAAAUAAUUGACGCUACCUCUAGUGCACUGGCAGCCGCAGGGAUAGCUAUCAUGUUAGCAGGAAAAUUGAGUAUGCAGGGAAUUUCUCUUUUUUUAGGAAACAAUAAUCAGAAAAGCCAACAGAAUGAGUGCACGUGUGAACACGGUGGUGGUAGAUCGACCGAACGUCAACAAAUUAAAAACGAAGGAGGUGGAAAAGGCGAAAAAAGUGAAAAAAAUGAUAAAAAAUGA
Molecule: messenger RNA, 1062 nt
Organism: Plasmodium malariae
Lineage: Eukaryota; Apicomplexa; Aconoidasida; Haemosporida; Plasmodiidae
Gene: IMC1m
Product: inner membrane complex protein 1m, putative
Exons: 2
Coding region: 1-1062 (353 amino acids)
Source: RefSeq, a predicted model, not a curated record